Molecule: messenger RNA, 1339 nt
Organism: Rubroshorea leprosula
Lineage: Eukaryota; Viridiplantae; Streptophyta; Magnoliopsida; Malvales; Dipterocarpaceae
Source: the annotation of a GenBank genome assembly
UCUGAAGGUUUCCGUCUCAUCGACGGUAACGCCACAUCACCCGUUUUACCGAACUGGCGUCGCCGAAAGUUACCUCCGUCCGACAACCAAACUACUCACCAGUCAAAAAAGGUAACGUUCCCUGCCAUAUAAGCAACACUGCGCCCAGCGAAUGGCCUCCUCAGCUUUCCAUUUCUCCACUUCGCACCGUACUCUUCGUUCUUCUUCACCUGUACGUAGAUUGCAUCGCACUCCGUCUUACGCCUCGUUAAUCUCGCAGGCGGCGGCGCUCAAAACCCUCGUGAGAUCUCCUGAUUUUAGAGGGGUUUCUGUUGUAGGCAAGAAAGCCGGGGGAAUUGGGUGGAGAAGAAAGGCGUCAGUGGCAGGGGCAGGGAUGGCAGCAGAGAGAGGGGAAGGGAAGAAGGUGAAUGUGUUUGAUUCGGAGGAGGAUCUGGCGGUUGCCCUCGCGAAAUACACUGCCGAUCUAGCUGAUAAGUUUUCCAAAACGAGGGGCUCUUUUACCGUCGUCUUGUCUGGAGGUUCCCUAAUCAAAUCCCUCAGGAAAUUAGUAGAACCGCCAUAUUUAGAUUCAGUGAAUUGGUCAACAUGGCAUGUUUUUUGGGUGGACGAGAGAGUUGUUCCCAAGGAUCAUGAUGACAGUAACUAUAAGCUAGCAUUUGAUGGUUUUCUUUCCAAGGUACCAAUUCUCCCUGGUAAUGUCUAUUCUAUCAAUGAUGCACUGCCGGCUGAGGGUGCAGCUGAUGAUUAUGAGAUCUGUGUCAAACAUUUGGUCAAGAGUAACGUGAUUAGCGUAUCUGAAAGUGGGCUACCAAAGUUUGAUCUCAUGCUUCUGGGUAUGGGCCCAGAUGGGCACGUGGCUUCUCUCUUUCCAGGACAUCCUCUUGUCAACGAGAAAGAGAAAUGGGUUACCUUCAUCAAGGAUUCACCAAAACCACCUCCAGAGAGAAUUACCUUUACUUUCCCUGUCAUCAACUCAUCUGCUUAUGUUGCACUUGUGGUAGUUGGUGCUGGUAAAGCAGGUCCAGUCCAUGCAGCAUUAGGUAAUGGUCAGAAUUCUGAUGUGCUCCCCGUCCAAAUGGUUUCACCUGCAGGGGAAUUGGCUUGGUUCUUGGACAAAGAAGCAGCUUCCAAACUUUAGGGUAUGAUAAACUAUAGCCACAUGAGUUGCUCUAUGUAUUAAAUAAAAGUAUGUUUGCUUCUGGCUCUGCGUUAUCAUCAGUAGGUUUGCUGCUGGAUUUGUAAUCUUGAUUUUCUUUCUUAUCAUGAGGGUGACAAGAGCAUGGAUUUCAAUAAAUAUAUAUGGUCCCAUAUAUAUUAUCUGUGAUAUACCUUUUAUUCC